Messenger RNA from Anopheles aquasalis, 2982 nucleotides. RefSeq names its product 5-hydroxytryptamine receptor 2B (gene 5-HT2B). The record is from RefSeq and is a predicted model, not a curated record. Gene Ontology annotation, molecular function: G protein-coupled receptor activity. Gene Ontology annotation, biological process: G protein-coupled receptor signaling pathway. Gene Ontology annotation, cellular component: plasma membrane. Lineage: Eukaryota; Metazoa; Arthropoda; Insecta; Diptera; Culicidae.
AACCGUCCAUCGAAGCCGAUCGACGAAGGAUGGGCCGAGCGUUCUACGAUGAUCCGGUUGAGAUGUGGCUCUGGUCGUCGAUUCUCGAGCCGACGGUCCAGUUCGUGCGCCUUCCCUCGCCCACCGCCGUCGGUCCCCUGGCAUCAAGGCCAACGAUGCUAACACUCGAUCCCGACACCGGCAGCCUAGGGCGACGACCGAUGGUGACCGCCAGUGGACCGGGAGUCGCACGCACGGCAUCACCAUACAUCGGCUACAUUGGCUACAUGCAGCGUUUCAAUUUUUCCGUCAACAUCGAUCCGUCCCUCGUCGACGUCGAUGGGGCCAACUCGGGCUCCAGUGCCAGUGGCGACCAGUGGGACCAGUCCGGGGAGGAGGAAGGCCAACAGAUGGAUGGGACGCUACACAACUACUGGGCACUGCUGGCCAUCAUACUGGUGUUCGGUACGGCCGCCGGUAACAUCCUCGUCUGCCUGGCCAUCGUCUGGGAACGGCGGCUACAGAACGUCACCAACUACUUCCUGAUGUCGCUCGCCAUCACCGACCUGAUGGUGGCCCUCUCCGUCAUGCCACUCGGCAUCCUGACGCUGGUCAAAGGCCACUUUCCGCUCGAUUCCGAGUACUGUCUCGUGUGGAUCUGCCUGGACGUUCUGUUCUGCACGGCCAGCAUCAUGCACCUGUGCACCAUCUCGGUCGACCGGUACCUGUCGCUACGCUAUCCGAUGAAGUUUGGUCGCAACAAGACGAGACGGCGCGUCGUGCUGAAGAUCAGCUUCGUCUGGUUGCUAUCGAUUGCCAUGAGCCUCCCGCUGAGCCUCAUGUACUCGAAGAACCAUGCGUCGGUGCUGGUCAACGGGACCUGCCAGAUACCGGAUCCGGUGUACAAGCUGGUCGGUUCGAUCGUCUGCUUCUACAUUCCGCUGUGCGUGAUGCUGAUCACGUACACGCUCACCGUGCGGUUACUGGCACAGCAGAGCGAAAACCUGGGCGGCAUCGGCAGUGGGGGCGGCUGGUCCAGUGGCUGGCUCGGUCAGGCGCCACCGUUCGAUCGACGCAACACCUGGAAGCGGAUCAUUAAGCUGAGCCUUCCGGCCACCCCAAACCAGCACGCACACUCGGCCGCUUCCACCGACACGGAGCUGUCCACGCUGGACAAUCACGAUCUGUGGCUGCUGGAGUCGAGCAUCCCUGAACCGAGCUCUAUUACCGUGACCGCGAUGCAGCGAUUCGGCGAAGAGAUGCUGAAGCUCUCCCAGGGCCUGGAGUCGGUGGCCCAGCAUGACGAUAGCGGCCGCGUGAUGCACAAGACACCGCGCGAAGGAGACUCCUGCAACAGAAAGAAGAGUGGCGUGGCGAAGGGUACGGAGGGCACCGGAGGUAUACCGGUGACGCUCUCGGUGUCACGGAAACGCCGCAGUUCCACCUCCGCCUGGCUCGCUAGGCGCAACUCGGGCACUCCGCCACCGGUCCGGUUGGUUCGGAAGCGCUUCAAAAGUUUACCACACUCCGCACCGGACGACGCGGACGCGGACGACUCGAUCGAGGUGGACGAACGGUUCCUGGAGGACGUACUAUCGGCCAGGGGGACGGGCCGGGAUCGACGGACGGACAACAACGCCGGCGCCAGCACAGCGCACAGUGAGCCGCCAGUGGCCACCGGACUUCGGUUACCGCCACCGUGCAAGUGUCCGUUCUUUGGCGAGGGCGCUACCAACCGGCAACCGUAUCUGCGGCCGGCGGAAAUCAAAAUCAUCAAAACGGCAACAACGCCUGGUGACUACGGUUUGCCCUCCGGUCUGAUCGGUGCCACCACCACCACCACCACCGGGGACCAGCGCAGCCUCGUCUACAGCACGAUCUCCAUCUCAUCCGGUGGCGCUGGAACAACAACAACGGCAACGGCAACGGCAACGACGACGACGUCGACACGUUCCAUCUCGAGCAGCCUCUCGACGCUACCGGCAUCGGCGUUGGUGUCACCGAACCGGAAGUGCAGCACCAGCUCGAAGGGCAUCUCGGUGGUGACCUGGGACCAGCGGAGACAUCAGCGGCGUGGUUCCAGUUUCGGUGGUGCCCGCACUUCCCUUCUCCUCACACCAACCCGCGCCAGCGCAUCCAGUGUGUCGCUGCGACGCUCCGUCAACCUGCGUCACGCUGCGUCCACCUCCCGUGACUCCGACAGUGGUGGUGGUGGUGGUGCGUCUGGACCACCGAAGAAGAACAGCUCCUCGCCCUGUCUCAUCCAGCACCAGGCAUCGGCGACGGUGAUGGUGGCCACCGGUGGUGCACCGUCCGUCGCGUCACUGCUAGCGAGUGGUUCCACUGGCGGUGGCGGUGGCGGUGGCAGCGGACCGGUGGUGUCCGGUAACCAUGUCGUCCGGUCACACCAUUCCCGCAACUCGAGCAUGAUCUCACGCAACUCCUCCCGCCAUGGCCGCAUCAUACGGCUCGAGCAGAAGGCAACCAAGGUGCUCGGUGUCGUGUUCUUCACCUUCGUCAUCCUGUGGGCACCCUUCUUCGUGCUCAACCUGUUGCCGAGCGUGUGCGCCGACUGUGAGGCCAACAUCGACCAGUGGGUGUUCGAGUUCGUCACCUGGCUCGGGUACGCCAGCAGCCUCGUCAAUCCCAUCUUCUACACCAUCUUCAACAAAGCGUUCCGGGACGCGUUCCGGAAGGUGCUGCUGUGCCGGUACGCCGGGCUGAAGGCCCGCACCUGGCAACCGGCCUCCGGGUCCGCAACGGCCGCCGCGGUUGCCAACGCCGCGUCCGCUACCAGCUAGCACAUGGUGGGGUCCCGGUUGGCCAGCAGCGAACCGCUGUAGCCACGCGACCACUAGCUGAUCGUUGUCACCUUUGGCGCCAGCGUCCGUGGCCUCUAGUGUGUGCGUGUGCGUAUGUGUGCUUGUGCAGUGUGUAUGUUGGGCGUACGUAACGUGUGGGCGAGCAGUUGGACGUGUUUGGACGGUGAGUCUCUGUGUAGCG